AUGGAUUUUUUCUCCGAUAAUCACAUGUGGCGUGAUCUUCUUCUUCAAGCAGUCUUAAUUCUCGUAACAAUCUUCAUGUUCCUUUUCAUGUACAACGUUCCCCAGAAGUACUUCUCGAAGCUUCGUCUCCGGAACCGGGCCGAUAUGCAAUCGAAGCGUCAUUUUGUUCAAGGAGCUCAACUUCUUUCUCAAGCUAAAUCAGCAGCAGCUAAGGAUCGAUCGAAGUCUACUUCUCUUGCUAAAUCUGCUGAAGCUCAAGCCGAUUUGGCUAUAGCUUUAGACCCGAAAGAUGCUGCAGCUCACAUACUCAAGGCUUUAGCUCUUGAUUUACAGGGGUUUAAGACGUCGGCUCUUGAUUCCAUUGACGUCGCGCUUUCGCCGCUAGCCGUGAAGUCGUUGUCGGAGCCGGAGAAAGCGGAUGCCUUGUUUAAGCGGGCGCAGUUGAGACUGGCUGCGGAACAAGUUGACUCGGUGAUUGAGGAUUUGAGUCAGUCUGUUAGGUUGAAGGGCGAUAAUGUGAAGGCUUUUUGCUUGUUGGGCGAUUGUUACGAGAAAAAAGGCUUGAAGGAAGAGGCAAGAAAGGCUUAUCAGGAAGCUCAAAAGGUUCAGCCAAAUUUUGCGCCUGCUCGAGAAGCACUUGACCGUUUGAAUUCCGAGUCUUGA
Messenger RNA from Solanum lycopersicum (tomato), 663 nucleotides. RefSeq lists its product as uncharacterized. Gene Ontology annotation, molecular function: protein binding. The record is from RefSeq and is a predicted model, not a curated record. NCBI's taxonomy places the organism in Eukaryota, Viridiplantae, Streptophyta, Magnoliopsida, Solanales, Solanaceae.